CACCGGCAGGCGAGGACGAUGGCUGGCUUUAAUGUCCGCAGCCUUCUGGUGACUGGGGCCAAUCGGGGAAUCGGCCUGGAGCUCGUCAAGCAGUUUCUGGAGAAAUCAAACCCACCCGAGUGGGUCUUUGCGACCUGCCGGGACCCGGAGGGAGAGCGAGCGCAGCAAUUGAAGAACUUGGUGUCCAGGCAUCCAAACCUGGUGAUCGUUGCGCUAGAAGCUACAGACCCAGCCAGCAUCAAGGCGGCAGCAACCAGAGUUGAGGAGCAUCUGAAAGGCUCAGGACUGAAUCUGUUGAUAAACAAUGCUGCGAUAGGGGGGAAUGGUACACUAGAGUCUGAGACGCUGGACGACAUGUCCCUGAUGUACACAACAAAUGUGACGGGACCCCUGCUGGUGAGCCAGGCGUUCCUGCCCUUGCUGAAGAAGGCUGCCCAGGGAAGCAACCAGAAGGGGCUGAGCUGUAGCAAGGCAGCCAUUGUCAACAUGUCCAGCGAGGCUGGCUCCAUCCAGAAUGUCUUUAUCUGGCAUUUGGGCCAAGCUAUCGCCUAUCGCUGCAGCAAGGCUGCUCUGAACAUGCUCACCAAGUGCCAAUCCUUGGGGUAUGGAGGAGACGGGAUCCUGAGCAUCGCUGUCCAUCCUGGCUGGGUGCAGACUGACAUGGGGAGCUUCAUGGCCCCAUUGACGGUGGAUGCAAGUGUCCGAGGGAUCCUGAACGUGCUCGCGACACUCUCUGAGAAGGACAAUGGGGCCUUCGUGAGCUGGGAAGGGAAAGUUCUUCCCUGGUGAGACGCCCCCUGGCCACGCGACAGGAGCCCUGGGUCAGGCCGUUCCAGUGACCGCGCUGUCAGCCGUGCCUGUGUCCUCAAUAAACCCACUGUUCCAAUGCAA
This is a messenger RNA of Gopherus flavomarginatus (Mexican gopher tortoise), 891 nucleotides long. RefSeq names its product C-factor-like. Bases 19 to 789 code for a protein of 256 amino acids. The record is from RefSeq and is a predicted model, not a curated record. NCBI's taxonomy places the organism in Eukaryota, Metazoa, Chordata, Testudines, Testudinidae. The transcript has 6 exons.